AGCAGCUAUUGGUGUCCACUUCUUAUUCUUCUUCUUCUUCUUUUAUCGCUGAUUUGCAGCUGCACCGUGGUUGUCAUAUUUAUACCCCUCUUGCGCCUUGCAACAUGGGCUCCGUACUACCCGCAGACGCUUUGGCUCUCAAGUCUGGAUUUAAGUGUCCGAGCCGCUCGCUGUCAGACGUGAUCACCUCGGACAUCCUGCACAGCUUCUUGUACGGCAGGUGGAGGAACGUGCUGGGCGAACACCUGGCGGAGGAGCGGCAGAGCGGCAGCAGCCCCAAGACCGCCUUCACCGCUGAGGUGCUGGCUCAGUCCUUCGCUGGAGAGGUGCAGAAGCUGUCCAGCCUUGUGCUGCCCACUGAAGUGAUCAUCGCCCAAAGCUCCAUCCCUGGAGAAGGCCUGGGCAUCUUCUCAAAGACUUGGAUCAAAGCAGGAACCGAGAUGGGCCCUUUCACAGGGAGGGUCCUGUCCCCUGAACACGUGGACCUGCUCAAGAAUAACAACCUCAUGUGGGAGGUGUUCAACGAAGACGGCACGGUGCGCUACUUCAUCGAUGCCAGCCAGGAGGAUCAGCGCAGCUGGAUGACUUACAUCAAGUGCGCCCGGAAUGAACAGGAGCAAAACCUGGAAGUGGUGCAGAUCGGCAGCAGUAUCUUCUACAAGGCGGUGGAGACCAUCCCACCAGACCAGGAGCUUCUUGUCUGGUAUGGAAACACCCACAACACAUUCCUGGGAAUUCCCGGAGUUCCAGGAGCAGAUGAAGAACAGCAGAAGAAAAGCAGGAAUGACGAGUCCCACUCCUGUGACGGCCCUUCCGCCUGCUCCCCACCCUCCUCCAUCACGGCCGGUCGGAUGCGCUGCGUCAUCUGUCAUCGCGGCUUCAACUCCCGCAGCAACCUGCGCUCCCACAUGCGCAUCCACACUCUGGACAAGCCCUUCGUCUGCCGCUUCUGCAACCGCCGUUUCAGCCAGUCGUCCACGCUCCGAAACCACGUCCGCUUGCACACCGGCGAACGGCCCUACAAGUGUCACGUCUGUCAGAGCGCCUACUCGCAGCUUGCGGGCCUGAGGGCGCACCAGAAGAGCGCACGGCACAAACCGGCGGCGCACGCCGCCGACGUGCAAUCCCAAGUGUCCCCUCCAACUUCACAGAUCACAGCCAUGCCCCACCAGCACCAGAUGCCCCUGGUGCACCACAUUCCCACCAUGGUGCUAUGAUGACAGGACAGACAGGGACAGUCACUCAGAACAACGUUGCACUUUAGAUUAUAGCUGUAGUGGAGACGUAAAGGGACAUCCGGAUGUGACAGGCCAUCAUUAAGGAAAUACAUUGUUGUUGGAGUUGAUGUGACACUAAAGCAUCUCACAAAGACAUUUAAAUGUGUGUCACCUUAUUUGUAUUCCUUGUUUCUUUGGCUUUCAUGUGAUCCAAAUUCCAGCAGAAAGAUAUUUUAAUGAUUGUAUUGUGGAAAGCAGAAAUACAGUAUGCUGAAAAACAACUCAAGAUACUUUGUUAUUAAUGCUUCUCUGUGUGAGUAGAAUAUAUCACCACAAAUGUGAGUUUUUUUUAUUUUUAUCACAUCUUCACCAGCUCAGGUGAAAAGUACUUUCAAACAACAGUCUUUGUGUAGAGUGAGUAGAAACUAAGGGAUGUGGCCACAAGUGUACAUUGUUUCAGCUGCAUCGUCCCACACUGUAAACUGUCACUUUAACUUUGCACAGACUGUAUUCUGUACUAUUAUGUAAUUGUAAAAUUGUAUUGUAUGCUACUGUACAUGUGAAUGUAAAUACAUUUGUGAUUUCUUCUAUUCUAAAUAAAUAUGAUAUUACAUUU
This is a messenger RNA of Micropterus salmoides (largemouth bass), 1833 nucleotides long. RefSeq names its product PR domain zinc finger protein 12-like. The coding region runs from base 105 to 1217 and encodes 370 amino acids. The record is from RefSeq and is a predicted model, not a curated record. Gene Ontology annotation, cellular component: nucleus. NCBI's taxonomy places the organism in Eukaryota, Metazoa, Chordata, Actinopteri, Centrarchiformes, Centrarchidae. The transcript is spliced from 5 exons. Gene Ontology annotation, molecular function: histone methyltransferase binding. Gene Ontology annotation, biological process: neurogenesis.